Molecule: messenger RNA, 1349 nt
Organism: Aricia agestis (brown argus)
Lineage: Eukaryota; Metazoa; Arthropoda; Insecta; Lepidoptera; Lycaenidae
Exons: 3
Coding region: 97-1314 (405 amino acids)
Source: RefSeq, a predicted model, not a curated record
UAUGUUUUUGGGACAUAUUGUUAUUUGUUACUUCAAGAGUAAAACUCUUCAACUACAAUUUUAUAAGCUACAGUUUGCUUAUCAGCAAGAAAUAAAAUGAGCUGUUUUGACUAUAGGAAAGAAGAAUGGACGAGAAGAAAAUCCUACUUGCUACGAAGCUUAUUUGAAGAUGAUCCUUUGCUAUCCACAAUAUCAGAAGAAGAUGAAUCUGGAGUUCAAUAUUCUCCAAAAACUCCAAGUGGGCAUUAUAGAGCCCGGCACUAUGAAACACGAUAUCGAUCACCCAGCCCACUACCAGACUUGGUCGUAGAAGUUGUGUCCAGAAGACCUAAAAUAUAUGACGAUGAACCAGAAGAAUAUUACAAACGCUUAGAGAAACAAAUGAGGAAGCUCUAUAGAAGGGAUUAUUUGAACCUGCCUUCUAGUAGCAGUGAUAGCACUCACCCACAGAGCGAAAAUGAAUCUCAUACAUUCGAAGAGGAUUAUUGUGUUCGAGAUAGCAUUGACCAAGAGAAAUCAUUACAAGAUGAUUAUAAUAUGAAUCUGAUAACUGAAGAUGAAGUUGUUUAUAUUGUUGAACCACAUGGUUUGUCUCCAAUAACCGAAGAAUCGAGCAUUAUAAAAAGUACUUCUUCAAUGUCGAUUGGCGAAAAUCAGAUUGAAACGACAGCGAUUAUAGAAAAAGAAAUGGAACAAAGUGAUGACAAUAGUAAAGAAUCUAUACAUACUUGUGAAGCAUCUACUAUUCGAAGUAGUGCUGAAGCUGAAGAAUCAUCUGAGGAAGGAGAGUCUGAAGGUGAACGAGACGAGGAACCGACGGAGCUAGCGGAAAACAAUGGUGCAAGCUUAAAUAACGAAUCCGUUUCGCCCAUCCUAGAACCAGACGCAAUGAGACGACAAGAAGUAAGAUCGUCACGAUUUUCCAUAGGCAAUGAUUUUGAAAAAUCAACAGAAAAAAUUGUUCCAUAUCAUAGAAAACAAUUGGAAUUUAUGGAAGAAAGUUUAGAAAAUUGUGACACAAACAUUACAUCUCGAGUAACGGACAUUACAGGAAAAGCCACUUCUACUCCAAAUUCAAGUCACAAAUCCUACACAUUCCGUUUAUCUAAAAGAAAAAGUUUUGGUGAUCGCUAUAAACCAUAUUCAAGUAGUUCGAGUGGCAAGAGUUUCGAUUCAAGUAGAUCGAGUGGCAAGAGUUUCGUAUCGAAAUACGAUCAGGCUCUGCAAACAUCAUUUUCAGAGGAGCAAACUAGUAAUCAAGACUUUUGGAGAAAUUUUAUAGUAGGCACGCCCAUAAUUUAUAUGUUCCAAUAAUUAGACUACAGAGUGCAGACCAUUAUAUUUUAUAA